UCUGCCAGCACGGUCGUCAGCGCUCUAAGUGCAAGGAGUGCGGCGGGUCCGGAAUCUGCGAGCACGGUCGAAUACGCUCUACAUGCAAGGAGUGCGGCGGGUCUGGAAUCUGCGAGCACAGUCGUGAGCGCUCACAGUGCAAGGAGUGCGGCGGGGCUUCAAUCUGCGAGCACGGUCGUCGCCGCUCACAGUGCAAGGAGUGCGGCGGGGGAUCAAUAUGCGCGCACGGUCGUAUGCGCUCUACGUGCAAAGAGUGCGGUGGGUCUCGAAUCUGCGAGCACGGUCGUAUACGCUCUAGCUGCAAGGAGUGCGGCGGUGCAUCAAUCUGCGAGCACGAUCGUAUGCGCUCUACGUGCAAAGAGUGCGGCGGGGGAUCAAUAUGCGCGCACGGUCGUAUGCGCUCUACGUGCAAAGAGUGCGGCGGGGGAUCAAUAUGCGCGCACGGUCGUGUACGCUCUAAGUGCAAGGAGUGCGGCGGGUCUCAAAUCUGCGAGCACGGCCGUCAGCGCUCUAAGUGUAAGGAGUGCGGUGGGGGCUCAAUCUGCGAGCACGGUCGUAUGCGCUCUACGUGCAAAGAGUGCGGCGGGGGAUCAAUAUGCGCGCACGGUCGUAUGCGCUCUACGUGCAAAGAGUGCGGCGGGGGAUCAAUAUGCGCGCACGGUCGUGUACGCUCUAAGUGCAAGGAGUGCGGCGGGUCUCAAAUCUGCGAGCACGGCCGUCAGCGCUCUGAGUGUAAGGAGUGCGGUGGGGGCUCAAUCUGCGAGCACGGUCGUGUACGCUCUAAGUGCAAGGAGUGCGGUGGGGGCUCAAUCUGCGAGCACGGUCGUGUACGCUCUAAGUGCAAGGAGUGCGGUGGGGGCUCAUUCUGCGAGCACGGUCGUGAGCGCAGAUACUGUAAGGAGUGCGGUGGGUCUGGAAUCUGCGAGCACGGUCGUGUACGCUCUAAGUGCAAGGAGUGCGCCCAGCGCCGCGAGCGCGAGUAGUCAACAGUUGUAUCGACAUUUAUCCUGA
Micromonas commoda is the source of this 1011-nucleotide messenger RNA. RefSeq lists its product with no specific name. NCBI's taxonomy places the organism in Eukaryota, Viridiplantae, Chlorophyta, Mamiellophyceae, Mamiellales, Mamiellaceae. The transcript has a single exon. The annotation marks the transcript as partial. The record is from RefSeq and is a predicted model, not a curated record.